UCGUCCUGUACUUGAACCACAAGACAAGACAGGCUCAAUCGCUCUGCAGAGACGACGCAUGGCCUCGACGACAGCGGCGGUGCCGGAGGUGGCGCUGCGGUCCGGCGGCGCGAGGCCCAUGCCGGCGAUCGGCAUGGGCACCGCCACGUUCCCGGUGGUGCCGGAGACCACCGUGAAGGCCGUGCUGGAGGCGGUGGAGGUGGGCUACCGCCACUUCGACACGGCCGCCAUGUACGCGACGGAGCGGCCCCUGGGCGAGGCCCUCGCGGAGGCGGUGCGCCGCGGGCUCCUGGCGUCCCGGGAGGAGGUGUUCGUCACGUCCAAGCUCUGGUGCACGCAGUGCCACCCGCACCUCGUGCUCCCGUCCCUCCGGGAGAGCCUCCAGAACCUGCAGAUGGAGUACGUGGACCUGUACCUGAUCCACUGGCCGAUCAGCCUCAAGCCCGGGCCGACGGUGUUCCCGGUGAAGCGGGAGGACGCCGUCCCGUUCGACUUCGAGGGCGUGUGGCGGGCCAUGGAGGAGUGCCACCGCCUCGGGCUCGCCAAGGCCAUCGGCGUCAGCAACUUCACCACCAGCCACCUCGACAAGCUCCUCGCCGCUGCCACCGUCCAUCCUGCAGUCAACCAGGUGGAGCUGAACCCGGUCUGGCAGCAGAGGAAGCUGAGGGGGUACUGCGCCGAGAAGGGUAUCCACGUGGCAGCCUACUCGCCGUUGGGAGGGCAGAACUGGAACGGCGACGGAAACGCCGUGCUGGACUCCGAGGUGCUCGCGGAGAUCGCCAAGGCUAGAGGAAAGACCAUCGCACAGGUAGCGCUAAGGUGGAUCUACGAGCAAGGGGUGACCCCGAUCGUCAAGAGCUUCAGCAAGGAGAGGCUCAAGGAGAACCUCGGGAUCUUCGACUGGUGGCUCGCCGACGACGACCUGCGCAAGAUCGGCCAGAUUCCGCAGAAGAAGAUCGUCAGAGCUGAAACCGUGCUGUUCUCGGCGGAGGGCGAGUUCACGUCGGCUGACCUCGCAGACAUGGAAAUUGUUGAGGAAUAAAUAAAAUAGGCACUGAGAAUGCCUGCUUCGCUGUGUGACGUAAACUGCAGUAGCUUACAUAGAGAGUGUGGAUGAAUAAAGAAGUGAUCCGUGCUAUAUCCUGUUA
This is a messenger RNA of Triticum urartu, 1148 nucleotides long. RefSeq names its product deoxymugineic acid synthase 1-D. NCBI's taxonomy places the organism in Eukaryota, Viridiplantae, Streptophyta, Magnoliopsida, Poales, Poaceae. Gene Ontology annotation, molecular function: oxidoreductase activity, acting on the CH-OH group of donors, NAD or NADP as acceptor. The record is from RefSeq and is a predicted model, not a curated record.